CCUUUUUCGCCACCUGGCGGCAAGAAGCAGAAAUCGCACAUAAGAGUGACGUUUUGUUGUGCGCGCGUCGCUGGGCUUUAUUUCUGAACAAAUCCUGGGAAACCGGAGGAUUUCCUAAGUAAUAAUCAUGUCUGGUCUUGCGCCUCUUAAUGCAGAGUGGAAACACCCGGACGAACUGGUGAAAAUCCUCCGUUUGAAGCAGAAACAGAAAGCUUUGCAGGCACGCAUCAAGAAGCAAGAACUCGACCAGCCAACUUCCUCUCCGAAAUUAAGCAUCCAGGACAAAAGGAAGAACCCUUUCGCAGUAUGCAGCCAGAGCGUCGCGAAGAAGGCUAAGAGCGAAGUUGUUGAAGAAGACACUCUCUUCCAACUCCUACACAAUUCUGAGAUUCCUAAAGCAUCAAAUGCAAAUCUAGAAGCACCUCUUGAGAGCAAAAACUUCCUGGACAAUGCGCAGUGGUACAGCGAAGAGGAAGAACCGCUGGAGAAACUGUACAAGUAUCUUCCAGUUGAUUGGAGUAUUAAAACGAGACUCAGGCUGCUCACGCCCAAGCCCAUCCUCGCGGGGAACCUGAAGACCAGCCAGGAAGCCAGCGGCCUAACGUCCUUUAUAAGAGGCAUCGAUCCAGCUACAACGUCCACAGGCCUGGAUAUUUCGCCAGGAGCGCUCUUCCACCAAAGCACGCUCUAUUGGCAGCAUCCUCACCUGCCCUGGCUCACGCUCUACCCGCGAACGGCGCGCCAGGACUCGUCGUGUAAUCCACUAGGCAGCACAGAGAUCAAUGCACUCAGUCGUCAGUGGACAGAGAGCUUCCGAUCUGUCUUUCAGCUCUUGAGAGCCCGACAAUGUCCGUAUUUCUACCUCUGUGCGAACAGUUUCACUGUUCUCUUCCGGGCUGCCGGCAUCGGUGGCUGUCCCGAGCUCCACGCCAUCAUUACACCCUCGUCCAGAGGCAUGAGGGCAGCGCUACGGCAUGAAGAGAUCGUAUUCCGUCAGCCGCUGAAGAGCAAAGCCAACGAGACUCCCGAAAAGCCGCCAGCAGACUCGAUUGGGGGUUUCGAGGAGGUCAAGGAAGAGCCCUCGGACGACGACAUGGACGAGGAGGAAUGGCUGGAGAACCUGGGCGUGGACGCGAGCGAGAUCAAGAAGAUCAGCCUCAGAAGCGCCCAGCGACAGCAGAAGAAGGAGUGCGAGAGUGACUUUGGCGAUCAGUCGGCGCUACUGAUCGAGGGCGCCGAAUGCGCUGCACUGUUUAAUUACCUGCUCAAUUGCAAGAGCAUCGUGACGAAUGUGGGGCGCCUGGCGGGGAUUCCGCCCACACUGCUCUCGCCUGUGGCCUUCCUGGGCGCCACUCUGCGCGGUUUACAGGUGCGCUCGUCGAAAGUGCGCCUGGAGGAGACAAACUACCACAGUGUGGAACUGAGUGGUGUCCUGCUGCCGCAUGUCCUGCCAUAUCUCAGCAAUCUUCUGCAUAGCGCUACGGAGGACAACUUUAGCGCCACGAUGGCCAACAACCUCAGCAGCCUGGCGUUCACGAAAGUCUCUCAGGCGCUUAUCCAAGAUAUCCUAGAAGACAAGGACAAGAAGCAGGCGUCCGACCAGGUCUUCGGCCAGGAAAACCUCUCAGACUGCGGUCUCAACGCCGCCAUCCUCCAAGCCAUGUGCCGUGUGGACGCAGAAGCCGUCAAAGUGAUGGACAGGAUGAGCUUCAACCGCGAGAGCUCCUCUUUUACGCUCUCCUGA
This is a messenger RNA of Phlebotomus argentipes, 1744 nucleotides long. RefSeq names its product protein downstream neighbor of son homolog (gene hd). The record is from RefSeq and is a predicted model, not a curated record. Gene Ontology annotation, biological process: nuclear DNA replication. Gene Ontology annotation, cellular component: nucleus. NCBI's taxonomy places the organism in Eukaryota, Metazoa, Arthropoda, Insecta, Diptera, Psychodidae. The transcript has 2 exons. Bases 128 to 1744 code for a protein of 538 amino acids.